Brienomyrus brachyistius is the source of this 4291-nucleotide messenger RNA. RefSeq names its product aldehyde oxidase 6 (gene aox6). The coding region runs from base 87 to 4091 and encodes 1334 amino acids. NCBI's taxonomy places the organism in Eukaryota, Metazoa, Chordata, Actinopteri, Osteoglossiformes, Mormyridae. The record is from RefSeq and is a predicted model, not a curated record. The transcript is spliced from 35 exons. Gene Ontology annotation, molecular function: iron ion binding; 2 iron, 2 sulfur cluster binding; FAD binding.
GAAGUAGAAGUGUAACGGUACCGAUUAGGUCAACCAAGUGGGCGUAAACGACUUUUUCUUGAGAAGUUUCUGCUGGUGAACAGAAAAUGGCCGAGAAGCGAAGUCCAGAAACUCUGCUUUUCUAUGUCAACGGGAAGAAGAUUCUGGAAGAGAAUGUCGACCCAGAAACUAUGCUGGUCUUCUACCUCCGGGAAAAACUCCAGUUGACCGGCACUAAGCACAGCUGCGGAGGAGGUGGGUGUGGAGCCUGCACUGUGAUGGUGUCCCGCUACCAACCUCGGACAAAGACCAUCACACAUUUUUCCGCCAAUGCAUGCCUGUUGUCCGUCUGCCAGCUUCACCUGGCCGCGGUGACCACCACGGAAGGUCUCGGCAGCUGCAGGACCAGGAUCCAUGCAGUGCAGGAGCGCAUAGCGAAGGCCCAUGGCUCCCAAUGUGGCUUCUGUACCCCAGGGAUGGUGAUGUCCAUGUACGCACUGCUGAGGACUCGGCCCCAGCCCUCUUUGGAUGACAUCACAGAGGCCCUUGGGGGUAACCUGUGUCGUUGCACUGGGUACCGUCCCAUCAUUGAUGGCUUCAGGACAUUUUGUAGGGCUUCUGACUGCUGUCAGGCCAACAGCAUGGAGGGAUGUUCUGCAAAUGGACAACCUGCAAAUGGCAAAAAUGGUGCUCCUGAGUUGUUCUGCAAGGAUGACUUUAGACCUCUAGACCCUACGCAGGAGCUGAUCUUCCCUCCAGAGCUUAUCCUCAUUGCCGAGUCCCAGCGGCCAGUCACGCAGACUUUUCAAGGGGAGCAGACCACCUGGGUGUCCCCUGUAUCCCUGGAUGAGCUGGUCCAGCUCAAAGGCAAAUACCCCGAGGCCCCACUUGUCUUGGGGAACACUAAUGUCGGUCCAAGCAUGAAAUUUAAAGGCUCUCGGCACCCUGUGAUCAUCUGCCCUACCAGAGUCUCAGAGCUCUACGACAUCACUCACACCCCACAGGGCGUGUGGGUGGGGGCCGGCUGCACCCUGUCUGCUGUGAAGGCCCUGCUGGAGAAGCUGGUGCUGGAGCUCCCCUUGGAGCAGGUGGAGACCUUCUCAGCCUUGGUCCAACAGCUGGGCCAUCUGGGAAGCUGGCAGAUCCGUAACGUGGCUUCCCUAGGAGGCAAUAUUGUCCUCGCCUAUCCAAACUCUGACUUGAACCCUCUACUAUGUGCUGGAAGAUGUGUCCUCAGGAUUAUCUCACAAGGGGGCGAAAGGGAAAUUCAGAUGAAUGAAAACUUCUUCACUGGGUUUGGAAAAACUCUGCUGAAUCCAGAAGAUGUCGUUUUGUCGGUUUUCAUACCAGUUUCCGAAAAGGGAGAGUUUGUGAGGGCCUUUCGGCAAGCACCACGGAAAGAGAACGCCCUGGCAACUGUUACCGCAGGGAUGCGGGUGAAGUUCAGGCCGGGCACCUGUAUGGUGGAGGACCUAAGCGUCUUCUACGGGGGUGUUGGGCCUUGCACUGUGGCCACCACAAAAACCUGUCAGCACAUCAUUGGCAGGCCCUGGAAUGAGGAGACCUUGAACGAUGCCUACACAGUACUCCUGGAGGAGAUCUCCCUCCCGCCCUCUGCUCCAGGGGGGAAGGUGGAGUUUCGAAGAGCUCUCACUCUCAGCUUCCUCUUCAAGUUCAACCUCCAUGUGCUUCAGAAGCUCAGAGAGAUGGACAUCAUCCUGGAAGAUGUACCAGGGGAAAUUGUCAGUGCCAUACAGGGUCUGCCUGAACAGCUACAGCCCUGUGUCCAGGAAUUCCAGGAAGUACCUCAGGACCAGCCCAGUGUGGACCCUGUGGGACGGCCCCUCAUGCACCGGUCAGCCAUUAACCAAGCCACAGGUGAAGCAGUGUAUUGUGAUGACAUCGCCAAGGUGAAGGGAGAGCUGUUCAUGGUCAUCGUUACAAGCAAGAGGGCCCGUGCAAACAUCAUUAAAAUAGAUGACAGUGAAGCUCUUAAACUCCCAGGGGUGGUUGAUGUGAUCACUGCCAGAGACAUCCCCGGCAAGAAAUUCCAGUGCUUCACUGGCAUGGAAGAGGAAGUGCUGGCUAUCAGCGAGGUGACCUGUGUAGGUCAGAUGGUGUGUGCCGUGGUUGCAGAUACUAAGGAGCAUGCCAAGCAGGGGGCCGCAGCCGUGAAGGUGGACUACGAGGACAUACCAGGCCCAGUGUUCACUAUCGAGGAAGCCAUUGAGAAGCGUUCAUUCUUUGAGCCUCAGAGGAUGAUCGAAAGAGGCAACGUUACAGAAGCGUUUGAAAAGACCGACCAAGUAUUUGAAGGAGAGAUCCACUUAGGGGGACAGGAGCAUUUCUAUAUGGAGACCCAGAGUAUGAUUGUAGUUCCAUCAGGAGAAGAGAAAGAGCUGAAAGUCUACUUGUCCUCUCAACAUCCAACAUACACCCAGGAAUCCAUCGCAGAAACGCUGGGCAUCCCGUCUAACCGCGUUUCCUGUCACGUGAAACGAAUCGGCGGGGCAUUCGGUGGCAAAGUCACAAAGACAGCCAUCAUGGCAUCCAUCACGGCGGUGGCUGCAUGGAAGACGGGAAGGGCAGUGCGCUGUGUGCUCGAGCGAGGGGACGACAUGCUGAUCACGGGGGCUCGCCAUCCUGUGCUGGGCAAGUACAAGGUGGGCUUCAUGAAUGAUGGGAAGAUCAUCGCAGCUGAUUUGCAGUACUACAGUAACGCAGGACACACAGCAGAUGAGUCCAUCCCUGUGAUUGAAAAGAUAAUCCUGCACAUGGACAGUGUUUACAAUAUCCCCAAUCUGCGUGGUUGGGGCAUGGCUUGCAAGACCAACCUGCCUUCCAACACGGCAUUCCGGGGCUUCGGCGUGCCGCAGUCCCUGCUGGUCAUGGAGAACAUGGUCAACGACGUCGCCAUGAAGUUAGGCCGCAGAGCUGAAGAAAUACGAGAGAAGAACAUGUACAAGGGACAGUCUCUUACUCACUACAAGAUGGAGUUUGACCCCCAAAAUCUGCAUCGCUGUUGGGAUGAGUGUUUGGAAAAGGCCACCUACCACAGCCGGCGUGCCGCCAUCGCCAAAUUCAACGAGGGUAGCCGCUACAAAAAGAAGGGCUUGGCCAUCAUCCCCAUAAAGUAUGGUAUCGCCUUUACAGAGGGAUUUCUCAACCAGGCCGCUGCUCUGGUCCACGUCUACAAGGAUGGCUCCGUUUUGCUGAGUCACGGAGGAACAGAAAUGGGCCAGGGCCUUCACACUAAGAUGCAGCAGGUGGCAAGCCGGGAGCUCGGGAUUCCAACGUCUUCGAUCCACAUAUCUGAGACCAGCACCAACACAGUGCCCAAUACAUGCCCCUCCGCUGCCUCAUUUGGCACUGAUGCCAAUGGCAUGGCUGUCAAGGAGGCCUGUCAGAAACUUCGCCAAAGACUUGAGCCCAUCAUUAAAGAGAACCCAAAAGGCACCUGGUCCAGCUGGAUCAUGGAAGCUUUCCUUCAGAGGAUCAGUCUCUCAGCUACUGGAUUCUACAGGGGUCACGACCUCUACAUGAACUGGGAGAAGCAAGAGGGGCAGCCGUAUGCCUAUUUUGUCUACGGAGUCUGCUGCAGCGAGGUGGAGGUGGACUGCCUCACCGGAGAUUACCGGACCAUAAGGACAGACAUUGUCGUGGAUUUGGGAAAAAGUAUCAACCCCUCUAUUGACAUCGGCCAGAUGGAGGGCGCCUUCACCCAAGGCCUGGGUCUCUUCACCAUGGAGGAGCUCAAGUUCUCCCCCUCUGGGGUACUCUACACCCGGGGACCCUCCCAAUACAAGAUCCCUGCGCUGUGUGACAUGCCCCUGCAGCUUAACAUCCACCUGCUGGCCGGCACAGAAAACGCACAUGCCAUCUACUCCUCCAAGGGUAUUGGUGAGCCCGUGCUUUUCCUGGGAAGCUCUGUGUUCUUCGCCAUCAAAGACGCUGUGGCAGCUUCACGGCAGGAGGCAGGACUUAGCGGGCCCUUUCGGCUAGACAGUCCCACCACCCCGGACAGGACAUGUCUGGCAUGCGCUACCCGCUUUGCUCAGAUGGUGCCACCCAGUGACCCGGAAUCUUCGCAGCCCUGGGCAAUUAACGUGUGACAAGCCCCAUGGGUCCCCAACAAAGAAGAAAAUGUGAUAACGCUCCACAAUCACUGCUGAUUAACAUGAAAAUGGCAUGGUCUUAAAAAUCCCAAAUCAGAGGUGCAUUGGUAAAGUGUUUUAAUGAAAACUAACCAGUUAAAGAUUCAUAUAAAGAUCAGUAUGAAACCACUUAACAAUAAUAUACACAUCUGUCAAUA